This is a messenger RNA of Seminavis robusta, 702 nucleotides long. The record is from the annotation of a GenBank genome assembly. Lineage: Eukaryota; Bacillariophyta; Bacillariophyceae; Naviculales; Naviculaceae.
AUGAAUCUCAUUCUCAAGUUUGCAAUCGUGGCUCUACUCGUUCCCGUGUCAGAGUCCAGAUGGUGGGGAUGGGGACAAGGCGACAACGGUGGAGGCGGCAAUGGAGGUGGCCACAACAAUGGAGGUGGCCACCACAAUGGAGGAGGCAAUGGAGGGAACGGUGGAGGAGGCAAUGGAUGUGGAAUCGCCUUGGGAACCGGAACUCUGGAUGAAGAAGAACGGAGCACAAUCAUCUUUAUGCGGGAGGAAGAAAAGUUUUCCCGCGAUGUUUACUUGACUCUCGCUGCAUUGUAUGAUCGUCCCGUUUUUUUCAACAUUGCCCGGUCCGAGCAGCAUCACAUGGAUCAGAUGGAGGACUUGAUCAAUGCGUACAACUUGGAUGACCCGGUGCUCGACGAGAGCACGGGCGUUUUCCAAAACGGAAAUCUGCAGACUUUGUACAUUACCUUGGUGGCACGAGGCCGGGAGUCCCUUCUCGAGGCGCUCGAGGUGGGAGCCCUCAUUGAAGAAAUGGACAUUGAUGAUCUGAACAAGGCCAUCCAGGACAGCGACCAGAGUGAUCUCGAUACAGUGUAUGGCUGCCUGAGGCGUGCUUCCUACAACCAUCUUCGAGCUUUUGUUCGUAACGUGGAAUCUCUGGGAGUCACGUACACCGCACAGCACCUCUCUCAGCCAGAUGUUGAUGCAAUUCUCAACAAUUAG